Onychomys torridus (southern grasshopper mouse) is the source of this 645-nucleotide messenger RNA. Its product is annotated as X-linked lymphocyte-regulated protein 5C-like. NCBI's taxonomy places the organism in Eukaryota, Metazoa, Chordata, Mammalia, Rodentia, Cricetidae. Gene Ontology annotation, cellular component: synaptonemal complex. Bases 1 to 645 code for a protein of 214 amino acids. The record is from RefSeq and is a predicted model, not a curated record. Gene Ontology annotation, biological process: spermatid development; meiotic cell cycle. The transcript has a single exon.
AUGUCAACCAAGAAACAGAAAGACAUGGAGAGGCGUGCCAAGCGCCCAAGGGUUGAUCAGAAUCUCCCAUCAGAUGACUUCCAGAACCCAGAUGCAAUCACCCCCACAAACAAUCCAGCAGUUGAUACCAGUGAGAUGGGCAGCUGUUCCUCAGGACCAGACGUGCAAGAGGCCAGGGAGCCUGUUCAGAAGAGGAUACCGGAUUUCAAAGGUGACGUUACUCGGAACCUUCUGGCAAAGAGGAAGCAGUUUGAAAAGGAUAUAUAUGCCUCUUUCAGUGGCCUGAAUGAAAACCUCCAGAGUAUUUUCAAAACCCAACAGAAGUCAAGGCAGGAGCUUCACUCCAUGCACUCCCAGAUGUUUGAGUCUCUGUAUCACAAGUGGCUGGAUGAGGUGGGGAGAGCAAGGGAGCAAGAAGAACACCUUACUCUUAUAGCUCAGCAGCAGGUGAAGAUUUUACAGAAAGCCAUAGAGGAUCAUGAAACGAGGAUUGAAAACGCUAAAGAUUUAUGUGGCACAUUUUUGAAGAAAGCCAAGGACUUGAGUGGAUAUCGCAAAGCUUUUAUUGGUGGUGAAGAAAGAAAUCUCCAAGGCACAGGACAGAGUUAUCAUGGAAACUCAAGAGCAAGAUGUGUCUGUUGUUGA